AUGUGCUUACCGGCGCUAUUUGAUCACUUUGGUGGUGAAAUAUUACGGACGCAUAUGAAUCCAGCAGCUACACAGUUUAAGCCAAUACCGAACAAUGAACGUGUCGAUCUAACACGAUUUCUUUCUAAAGAACCACAGGAAUGGACUAUGGGUGAUGUUAUUGCAUGGUUAUUACAUGUUGCUAGACAGAAUGGUAUUCCAUUUGAAGAUUUAGAAAUGCAAAAAUUUGCAAACUGUACUGGUAUGAUGUUGAUUCAAAUGCGUGAAAUCGAUUUCAAACAACGUGAUGCCGUAUAUGGCUCAUUAUUAUAUGCUGAAUUCAGGAAAUUAUUGAUAGAAGAAAGAUUAGCUGAUGAAUGUGUUUAUAAAUUACCAGAAAAAGCAAGUACAUGUCGAGUACCGGAUGACAUUAGACUUUCCUGCAUCAGUAGUGGACUGUCCCCCAAUACAAGUACUUUAUCUUCACUUCUGAUGCCUGAUAGUAACCCGAUCAGUUCAUCAAGCAUGCAACCUUUAGAUACAUUAUCUCAAGUCGGCAGUGAUGUCGCUGGUACCUUCAAUUUCAAUUCACCUAUUGGAUCCGAUGAAACUUUCAUGUUACGACCGACAUAUUGCAAAGUCCGAAAAAAUAAGGAUGGAAGACCAAGGAAGCACUCACAACACACCAAAGGGAACAAAUUAUGGGAAUUUAUACGUGACGCUUUGAAAGAUCCCAGUACUUGCCCAAGUGUUGUACGAUGGGAAGACCCAGCAGAAGGCGUUUUUCGAAUUGUUGAAUCGGAAAAAUUGGCACAACUUUGGGGUGAACGGAAAAACAAUCAGAAAAUGACUUAUGAAAAACUCAGUCGAGCUAUGAGGACAUAUUAUGAAAAGCGGAUAUUAGUACCAGUACCGAAAACAGGGCUGUAUCCGAAGAAGUUAGUGUAUAAAUUUGGACCAAGUGCUCUAGGUUGA
Messenger RNA from Brugia malayi, 954 nucleotides. RefSeq names its product Ets-domain containing protein (gene Bma-svh-5). The record is from RefSeq and is a predicted model, not a curated record. NCBI's taxonomy places the organism in Eukaryota, Metazoa, Nematoda, Chromadorea, Rhabditida, Onchocercidae. Gene Ontology annotation, cellular component: nucleus. The transcript has 7 exons. Gene Ontology annotation, biological process: regulation of transcription by RNA polymerase II; cell differentiation. Bases 1 to 954 code for a protein of 317 amino acids. Gene Ontology annotation, molecular function: sequence-specific DNA binding; DNA-binding transcription factor activity, RNA polymerase II-specific.